AUGUGGGAGUGGGUCAGAAGAGUUGUGUUGCACUCGUUGUGCACAUCCCUCCUGCGCCUCUGGAAGUGGGCAGGGGCUUUCUGGUACAAAAAUGGCCUCUUGACUCUCUCCAUGCUCUCGGUUGUCACUGGAUGCCUCCUGGGUUUCCUGCUGCGGACACUGGAGCUGACAGACCUGGAGAAGCAGUAUUUUUCCUUUCCUGGAGAGCUCCUCAUGAGGAUGCUGAAGAUGCUGAUCCUGCCCUUGAUCACCUCCAGCCUCAUGUCUGGGCUGGCCACCAUGGACUCCAGGGCCUGCGGGAAGAUGGGGGUGAUCACCAUCACCUACUACCUUUGGACAACCUUCAUGGCAGUGACCGUGGGGAUCAUCCUCGUGGUCAGCAUCCAUCCUGGUGCAGCUGCCCAGAAGGACAACUAUUCUGUGGGGAAAGUGGUGCUCAGCUCUGCCGACGCAUUACUGGAUUUAAUCAGAAACAUGUUUCCUUCUAACCUGGUUGAAGCUUCGUUCCAGCAGUAUCGAACUGUUCUUGUCCCAGUGGUGAAGUCUCCUGGUUUUCCAAAGAUCCCAGGAAAACCUGUCAAUUUUAUUUACUUUGCACCUGAUGACAAAAACCCUGAAAUCCAUCGGCCUGUGUUCCUUGAGCUGACACCAUCACCCGAAAUGACCUACAGGACCCUGGCUGGGACCAGCAACGAGAUGAAUGUCCUGGGGAUUGUCAUCUUCUCAGCAACCAUAGGACUUCUCCUGGGAAAAAUGGGCGAGCGAGGAGCCCCACUGGUUAACGUGUGCCAGUGUCUGAACGAAGCAGUUAUGAAAAUUGUCUCAAUGGCUGUUUGGUACUUCCCCUUUGGCAUUGUAUUUCUCAUAGCUGGAAAGAUCUUGGAGAUGGAAGAUCCAUCAGUUAUAGGACAGAAGCUGGGACUGUAUGUCCUUACAGUAGUGUCAGGGCUUGUCUUGCAUGGAAUCAUCCUUUUACCUCUGCUUUUUGUGCUCAUCACCAAGAAAAACCCCUUUGCCUUUAUUCAGGGGAUACUGCAAGCCUUGCUGAUCGCCUUAGCUACAUCCUCCAGCUCAGCCACCCUGCCCAUCACCCUCAAGUGUCUCCUGGAGAACAAUGGCAUCGACAGACGUGUGGCACGGUUCGUGCUCCCUGUCGGGGCCACCAUCAACAUGGACGGCACUGCGCUCUACGAGGCAGUCGCUGCCAUCUUCAUUGCCCAGGUCAACGAGUAUGAACUGGAUUUGGGACAAAUUAUAACUAUAAGCAUCACGGCCUCAGCAGCCAGCAUUGGGGCCGCUGGCAUCCCGCAGUCCGGGCUCGUCACCAUGGUCAUUGUGCUCACCUCCGUGGGACUGCCCACCGAGGACAUCACCCUCAUCAUUGCCGUCGACUGGGCUCUGGACCGACUACGAACCAUGACCAACGUCCUUGGUGACGCCCUGGCUGCUGGCAUCAUAGCACACAUCUGUGAGAAGGACUUUGCCCCAAAGCCACCCCCACAAGACCCAGUGAGCAACAAAGACAAGUUUCCUUCUGCAGAGACCUCACAGCUGCAUCCCAAAGUCAAUGGGAUUGAAAUGACUGAAGAAACCCUGUUGGAUCAGACAGGAAUUCACUAUAACAUCUGCCAGGUGUAGAUAACAGCAUUCCUGCUCCCAGGAAUGGCAUCUUGGUGCUAAACACUGACGUUAAGUGUCGCAUAAGGAUGCUCUGCAAGAUAAAGGCCUUACUUGGCACAAAAAAUGGGAAAAUUCUCUCAUCCUUUGAAGACUGUGGGACUCCCAGCAGGCACCCAAAGAAUAUGGCCCUGCUGCUGGGGCAGGGAGCCAGCUCCUCCCUGUGCCUGAGGACACAGCUGGGAGCUCACUCCCUGUCUUAAAUGGCUGGCUUUGAAGGAUUUAUAGCUCCCAGUUUUCCAAGCUCACCUAUUUUUGAAAGCUAGGGAGGUGAGCAGGUGUUAGCAGACUGGAUUUGGUGAGAAUGCAGUAGGGCUGGGACAUAACACUGAGCCCUCUGGCCAGCAGCUCUUCCCAUCCCAGGCUGUGCUCCAGAAGCUUUUGUUUUCCUUAUUAUAGAGAUUAUUUUUUUAAUCAUUGCUUUUUAUUUUACUACUGGUUCCAUCUAAAAACCAAGAUUAAGUGAAUUUUUGUCUAGAGCACAAAAUCCAAGUUGGACAUAACUGGAUUUCCCAGCUGUCAGGUUAUAGACAGGAUGGCUGAGCUGUUGCACUCUCUCAGGGACAGCGGGAUCCACUGGUUGGAAAGAAGGAAGGACCAGCUGUACACCUGUUCCUAGAGCUGCUUUAUUACAGAGAACUAAUUAACCAGGUCCAAUUGCAACUGCGUUGAUUUUCCCGGUUAAGGAUCUGUCCCCAAGCUCACAUUCCAAUUCCAGCCUUAAAAUCCAGGCUUCCCAGAGCAGCCUUUGACACAAAAGCCUUUUAUACCAACAAUUUACGUCACUGAAUUAAUUUGUCUCUCAAAAUGUCAUCUCAUCUCUUUUCUCCUUGAUAUUUCCUGCCACAGAAUUAGGAAUCAUAACAGAGCUCAGACCACAUUCACAUCACUGAACUGUUCUCCAAUUGCACAUAAAGAAAACAUUUUCUGUGCAGAAUUCUUUCAAGCUGAAGUCAGAAGUUGGAAAAAUUUCCCAAUUUAGAAAUACUCAUUCCAGUUUUGCUAAAUGAAAAGAAACUAUUAAAUAUCAUAAACCAGCUUUUGCACCCAAAUUGUCUUCUAUUAACUUACAAAAGCCUCCACAUAAUUAGAAUCCUGGGCAACAUAAGCUUGAGACACUGCUGCUAAGUUUGGCCUUUUUCAUCCUUUCUCCUUGGUGAGGUUAAUUAUUAUCUUCUUAA
This is a messenger RNA of Catharus ustulatus (Swainson's thrush), 2858 nucleotides long. Its product is annotated as excitatory amino acid transporter 5-like. Gene Ontology annotation, biological process: L-glutamate transmembrane transport. Gene Ontology annotation, molecular function: glutamate:sodium symporter activity; L-glutamate transmembrane transporter activity; neutral L-amino acid transmembrane transporter activity. Gene Ontology annotation, cellular component: plasma membrane. The record is from RefSeq and is a predicted model, not a curated record. NCBI's taxonomy places the organism in Eukaryota, Metazoa, Chordata, Aves, Passeriformes, Turdidae. The transcript is spliced from 11 exons. Bases 1 to 1638 code for a protein of 545 amino acids.